This is a messenger RNA of Olea europaea var. sylvestris, 1550 nucleotides long. RefSeq names its product binding partner of ACD11 1. Gene Ontology annotation, molecular function: RNA binding. Lineage: Eukaryota; Viridiplantae; Streptophyta; Magnoliopsida; Lamiales; Oleaceae. The transcript has 8 exons. The record is from RefSeq and is a predicted model, not a curated record.
UUUGUAGGAAGGCCACUGUACGUCUAUACUUGAUUUUAGGCGUGUAGAUCUUUCUUAAAACUUUCAUCUUUGAAGUGGUGGUGUUAAGGAUGCUUCUGAUCGUGGGGUGGUGAGGACUUCCCGGAAAAUGGCAGGCAGACGUCAAGCUUCACAACUCUCUUUCUUAUCCCUUCCAUUUCAUAUGAGGAUCCCCUGGAUAAAACUGAAACCAAAAAGGGGGAAGAUUCACAUCCGACUAGUACUUCUAAUUGCACAAUCAGUGCCUCAGAUGAUCCCGUGGACAGAACUGAAACGAAAAGGGUAGAAGACUCCCUGCCGACUAGUACCCCUGAUUGCACAAUCCAGGUCUCAGAUGGUCUCAUGGAUAAAACUGAUGCAAAAAAGGGAGACGACUCCAAGCCAACUAAUACUCUUAAUUGCACAAGUGAUAUCUCUGAUAUAAGAACAGUUAAAAUCAGUAAUGUUUCACUGGCUGCCUCUGAAAAAGAUAUAAUGGAAUUCUUCUCUUUCUCUGGUAACGUUCAAUUUGUCGAGAUGAAAAGGAGUACUGAAAACGCUCAGAUUGCAUACGUUACCUUCAAUGAGUCACAGGGAGGAGACACUGCUAUACUUUUGUCGGGAGCUACAAUAAAUGGUCUUCCGGUGUCUGUAACUCCUGUCGAUAACUAUAAGCUGCCUCCAAAUGCUUCUCCUCUGAACUUGGAGUCAAAGCCAACUGUUACAGAUUCUGCUGUGAAAAAGGCGGAGGAUGUUGUCAGCACCAUGCUAGCUAAGGGCUUCAUCUUGGGAAAGGAUGCCCUCAACAAGGCAAAGUUUUUCGAUGAAAGGCACCACUUAAUAUCAAAUGCCUCGGCCACGGUUGCUUCCAUCGAUAGUAAGAUCGGCUUGAGUUAGAAGUUAAGUGCAGGUACAGCUGUGGUGAACGAAAAGGUGAGAGAAGUCAACGAACGGUACCAAGUGUCGGAAAUGACAAAAUCAGCCUUGGCAGCUGCCGAGCAGAAGGCCAGCAGUACCGGAUCUGCCUUCAUGACCAACCCGUAUGUGUCCACUGGUGCUUCGUGGGUUUCGAAUGCGUUUAAUGUAGUUUCAAAGACGGCUGAGGGUGUUAGAGCAAUAGCAAAGGAGAAAGUUGAAAAGGCGGACGAGAACAAAAGGGAGACCCUAGAUAAAGAAAAUGGCAAACAACCUUGCAAACGUCCAUCUUGAUGAAUCUCCUGUGGUUGUAAAUCACCGGAUGCGAAGAAGUAAACUCGUAUGAGGAUUUUCAAUGAACUGGGAUUGGUAUGAGCAUUCUGAAGGUUAUAGUUCAGUUGAAUCAUUGCAUGAUUUUGAAGUCAUUCUCUAGAAAUUUAAAGAUAUUCUCUAUAUUUUCAUAGGUUUGGUGUAGUUCUCUUUUAUUUUGACGUGAGAAUCUGUUUUUACUUGUAAAUUCUCAUGAGGGGUGUUUAGUAAAUACUAAUGUUAAUCUAAAUCCUGUAAUAUUUUUAUGCACAGAUGAGUUCAAAGAAACUCGAGGCAUAUUAGUCAGAGUAAAGGUUAGAAAUUUUUUA